AAGCCGCUGACUGCAGGGCGACUCAGAAGGUCCGUUGGUGGUUUCUGCCACUUAAAAACAGAGAAACUGAACAUUGCUGAGUCUGAUCAUGAGUUUUAAAUCUGCACUGUGGAUCCUUGUCUCCAUCACUGUCCUGGAGGUGGCUCCACAGGAGUUUGACUACUACUCCGAAACGUACGAUGACCAAGUACCUCUGAACUGCUCGACCACGGAGACGAUCAAAGGCGGAACUGUAACAUAUUCAGAGGGAGGGAUGGAAGGUAGUGUGAUGACUUAUCACUGCGAUCCAGGGAAAUUCCCAUACCCGAUCAGUGAAAGGAUCUGUGGCGAUGAUGGAGAAUGGUCACCAAUGAGACUGCCCAGUGGCAGGCUUGUGUCCCGGCCCAGUUGCAAAGACAUGAGGUGUCCGGGUCAGCUGCAGCUGGACAAUGGUGACUUUUGGCCCAGGGAUCAGUGGUUUCCAAUUGGAAUGACACAGAGUUUUUCCUGCCAUAGCGGUUUCUCCUUUCACGGGUCAGAACAAAGAAACUGCACGCUGUCUGGAGAAUGGACCGGGAUCACUCCAGUCUGUCGCAAUCAUGUUCUUGCAGCCAGUGAAUGUAGGGACCCAGGGAUCCCCCCGGGGGCCAAGAGGUCAGGGGAUCGAUUCCAGAUAGAAAGCAAAGUGACUUACCGAUGUCAGGCUGGAAUGCAUCUGCUUGGGUCGGCUGAAAGGGUUUGCUUGGAGAACAAGGAGUGGAGUGGCUCACCACCAAGGUGCCAAGCCCCUCAAACUUUUGACACGCCCAGCUCCGUGGCUGCAGCCAUGGCGGGAUCACUCGCCGGCGUCAUGGAUGUUCUCUCUCUCGAUUCCAAAAAGAAAAAUGUUAGCAGAUCAUUUGGCCGAAGCUUUCUUGUGGCUGAAGUCAGUCGUAUGAACGUCUACAUUUUGCUGGACACAUCAGGAAGCAUCAAGAAGGACAAAUUUGAAUUAGCCAGGAAUGCAACCAUUGCUCUGAUCAGAAAGCUGGACAGCUACGACGUCCAGCUGAAUUUCCACGUGUUGUCAUUUGCCAGUGAAACUAAAGUCAUUGUCAACAUCCAUCAUACAGAUAUAAGUGGGGAUUCUGAUGAGGUCAUAUGGACUCUGAUGAACUUCGACUACCACAGUCACGGCCGUAAGACGGGCACCAACCUUUACUCAGCUCUGAAAAAUGUCCUGGACACAAUCAGCUUCUUAAAUAAAAACAGAAACAAGAACCAUUUUAAUGAGACUCAGAACAUCAUCAUCAUAGAAACCGAUGGUUACUCCAACACAGGGAAAAAGCCUGAGGCCGCUCUGAGCAGGAUCCGGAGCUUACUGGGCUACAACACCACACAACACGAUCAGACACAUGAGAAACUGCUGGAUGUUUAUGUGUUUGGUGUUGGGGAACAAGUGAACAAAGAAGAGCUGAACUCUCUGGCCUCAAAGAAAAGUGGCGAGAAGCAUUUAUUUGUUCUGAAAGACUUCGACUUACUGGGAGAAGUGUUCAACAGCAUCAUCAGUGACAAAAGUGUGACAAUGUGCGGCAUAGCUCAGGAAGACAUCACCAAAGACCAGAUGGAAGAUGGCCUAAAAGCCUACACCAGGCCUUGGCACGUCAUCCUCACAUCGAGCGACUGGCCACUUAAUAAACUACACUGUACGGGAUCUAUUGUAAGUCAGACCUGGGUGCUGACAACUGCUCACUGCUUUGGCAAAGUGACCACAAGCAGAGUCCCAAGUCUGCUAAAAAUACAAUAUGGUGGAGGAGAAGUGGACGGCAUCAGGGUGAUCAUGCACCCUGAUUACAACAUCCUCAAACUGAAAGGGAGGAAUGUCUCGGAGUUUUAUGACUACGAUGUGGCUUUGGUAGAAACAAAACAGAAAAUCCCGUUAUCCUGGGAAGCCAGGCCUAUCUGCUUGCCAUGUACCAUAGCAGCCUCUCGAGCCAUGAAAAAAAUCAACUCCACCUGUGAGCAGCACAGGGAGGCACUCCUUUCACACGAGGUGAAUCCUGCCUUCUUCAUCCAUAAGUCCAAAGAACGGAAACAAACUCAUAUCCACCUGAAGAAUCAGAGGCCUGCCUGUGUGGAAAAGGCCAGGCUGACACUAACUGAACCCACAAAUGUAUCGCUAGAUGAAUAUGUGACUGAAAAUUUCCUCUGCUCUGGAGGUACUGCAGAAUAUCAGGAUGGCAUCAGCUGCAAAGGCGACUCUGGUGGAUCCCUGUAUCUGCAGAAAAGGAAGCGCUUCUUUCAGGUGGGAGUGCUGAGCUGGGGCACCGUAAACAUAUGUGAGACCCCGGCCAGGAGCAGGAGCGAAAUCCUUGGUGACGCUCGAGACUUUCACAUCGACCUCUUCAAGUUUAUGCCGUGGCUGAAACAGCACCUGGGGAAGGACAUCCAGUUUCUUCCUUAAGAGCCAGAGAGCAGUUCCAGGACCAUACAGUAAAACAAUCCACUGUAUGCUAGUGAAUUCCUGACUUACUUCCAUCAUGCAGAUCAUUCGAGAAAGAUAAUAGACAUGUUGAAUAAAAAUCUUAAAUGAAAACAUAUUUUAUUCAACAGUUGAAAAAUAAAAUGUAAACUUUAUUCUGAGUGUUAAUGUUUCUCUACUCUGAACAUUUUGAGAUGCAAACCUUUUAAUCCAAAAGAAACUAAGACUUUUCUUGUCAUUAAUCACACCGCUAUUCAGGUAAGAAGUACUAUUAGAGCAAUGGAAGUAAAAAAAAUCUUCUGUUCUUACAUUUUACCAGUUUAUUUUGAGACUCCACAUAUAGACAAAAGUGUCUGUUAUGUUAAAAUGCUUCUUGUAAUAUUAUGUCAAUAAAAUGACCUGAGCUUAUCAA
This is a messenger RNA of Poeciliopsis prolifica (blackstripe livebearer), 2852 nucleotides long. RefSeq names its product complement C2. Gene Ontology annotation, cellular component: extracellular region. Bases 89 to 2422 code for a protein of 777 amino acids. The transcript is spliced from 19 exons. Gene Ontology annotation, biological process: complement activation; proteolysis. NCBI's taxonomy places the organism in Eukaryota, Metazoa, Chordata, Actinopteri, Cyprinodontiformes, Poeciliidae. The record is from RefSeq and is a predicted model, not a curated record. Gene Ontology annotation, molecular function: serine-type endopeptidase activity.